GAUGGCGCCCACCGCAGUCCCGCCCGCCGCAUCCUCGGCGCCUCUGCAGUCCGGCCGCGCCUCCCGAGCCCCGCGCUAGGGCCGUCGCUGCCUCCCUCGCCGCCGCUGCCAGCUGACCUGUCCUGGACGCAGCAUAACUAACGAAGCUGCUGCAGGAUGAGAAGAUGGCAGCGCGGCUGCUCGCACCACCAGGCCCUGAUAGUUUCAAGCCUUUCACCCCUGAGUCACUGGCAAACAUCGAGAGGCGCAUUGCUGAGAGCAAGCUCAAGAAACCACCAAAGGCCGAUGGCAGUCAUCGGGAAGACGAUGAGGACAGCAAGCCCAAGCCCAACAGUGACCUGGAAGCAGGGAAGAGUUUGCCUUUCAUCUAUGGGGACAUCCCACAAGGCCUGGUCGCGGUUCCCCUGGAGGACUUUGACCCAUACUAUUUGACGCAGAAAACCUUUGUAGUAUUAAACAGAGGGAAAACUCUCUUCAGAUUUAGUGCCACGCCUGCCUUGUACAUUUUAAGUCCUUUUAACCUGAUAAGAAGAAUAGCUAUUAAAAUUUUGAUACAUUCAGUAUUUAGCAUGAUCAUUAUGUGCACUAUUUUGACCAACUGUGUAUUCAUGACUUUUAGUAACCCUCCUGACUGGUCGAAGAAUGUGGAGUACACGUUCACAGGGAUUUAUACAUUUGAAUCACUAGUGAAAAUCAUUGCAAGAGGUUUCUGCAUAGAUGGCUUUACGUUUUUACGGGAUCCAUGGAACUGGUUAGAUUUCAGUGUCAUCAUGAUGGCGUAUAUAACAGAGUUUGUAAACCUAGGCAAUGUUUCAGCUCUACGCACUUUCAGGGUACUGAGGGCUUUGAAAACUAUUUCGGUAAUCCCAGGCCUGAAGACCAUUGUGGGCGCCCUCAUUCAGUCCGUGAAGAAGCUGUCAGACGUGAUGAUCCUGACGGUGUUUUGCCUGAGUGUCUUUGCCUUGAUCGGACUGCAGCUCUUCAUGGGAAACCUGCGGAACAAGUGUGUGGUGUGGCCCAUCAACUUCAACGAGAGCUAUCUUGAAAAUGGCACCAAAGGCUUCGACUGGGAAGAGUACAUCAACAAUAAAACAAAUUUUUACAUAGUUCCUGGCAUGCUGGAACCUUUACUCUGUGGGAACAGUUCUGAUGCUGGGCAAUGCCCAGAGGGAUACCAGUGUAUGAAAGCAGGAAGGAACCCCAACUACGGUUACACAAGCUUUGACACUUUCAGCUGGGCCUUCUUGGCAUUAUUUCGACUCAUGACCCAGGACUACUGGGAAAACUUGUAUCAAUUAACCUUGCGAGCCGCUGGGAAGACGUACAUGAUCUUCUUCGUCUUGGUCAUCUUUGUGGGUUCUUUCUAUCUGGUGAACUUGAUCUUGGCUGUGGUGGCCAUGGCUUAUGAAGAACAGAAUCAGGCAACACUGGAGGAGGCAGAGCAAAAAGAGGCUGAAUUCAAAGCAAUGUUGGAACAACUCAAGAAGCAACAGGAAGAGGCACAGGCGGCGGCCAUGGCCACUUCAGCAGGAACUGUCUCGGAAGAUGCCAUAGAAGAAGAAGGUGAAGAUGGGGUGGGCUCUCCCCGGAGCUCAUCUGAAAUUUCUAAACUCAGUUCCAAGAGCGCCAAAGAGAGACGUAACAGGCGAAAGAAGAGGAAGCAAAAGGAGCUCUCUGAAGGAGAGGAAAAAGGGGAUCCUGAGAAGGUGUUCAAGUCAGAGUCCGAAGAUGGUAUGAGGAGGAAGGGCUUUCGGCUGCCAGACAACAGAAUUGGGAGGAAAUUUUCCAUCAUGAAUCAGUCGCUGCUCAGCAUUCCGGGCUCCCCGUUCCUCUCCCGCCACAACAGCAAAAGCAGCAUCUUCAGCUUCAGGGGCCCCGGGCGGUUCCGAGACCCGGGCUCGGAGAACGAGUUUGCGGACGACGAGCACAGCACCGUGGAGGAGAGUGAGGGCCGCCGGGACUCGCUCUUCAUCCCUAUCCGGGCCCGCGAGCGCCGCAGCAGCUACAGCGGCUACAGCGGCUACAGCCAGGGCAGCCGCUCCUCGCGCAUCUUCCCCAGCCUGCGGCGCAGCGUCAAGCGCAACAGCACGGUGGACUGCAACGGCGUGGUGUCCCUCAUCGGCGGCCCCGGCUCCCACAUCAGCGGGCGUCUCCUGCCAGAGGUGAAAAUAGAUAAGGCAGCUACUGACGACAGUGCUACAACCGAGGUGGAAAUUAAGAAGAAAGGCCCUGGAUCUCUCUUAGUCUCCAUGGACCAGCUGGCUUCCUAUGGGCGGAAGGACAGGAUCAACAGCAUAUUGAGUGUAGUUACCAAUACGCUAGUGGAAGAGCUGGAAGAGUCUCAGAGGAAGUGCCCGCCAUGCUGGUAUAAAUUUGCCAACACUUUCCUCAUCUGGGAGUGUCACCCCUACUGGAUAAAGCUGAAAGAGAUUGUGAACUUGAUCGUCAUGGACCCUUUUGUGGACCUGGCCAUCACCAUCUGCAUUGUCCUCAAUACGCUGUUUAUGGCAAUGGAGCACCAUCCUAUGACCCCGCAGUUUGAACAUGUCUUGGCUGUAGGAAAUCUGGUUUUCACUGGAAUUUUCACAGCGGAAAUGUUCCUGAAGCUCAUAGCCAUGGAUCCCUACUAUUAUUUCCAAGAAGGUUGGAACAUUUUUGACGGAUUUAUUGUCUCCCUCAGUUUAAUGGAACUGAGUCUAGCAGACGUGGAGGGGCUUUCAGUGCUGCGAUCUUUCCGAUUGCUUCGAGUCUUCAAAUUGGCCAAAUCCUGGCCCACCCUGAACAUGCUGAUCAAGAUUAUUGGAAAUUCAGUGGGUGCCCUGGGCAACCUGACCCUGGUGCUGGCCAUUAUUGUUUUCAUCUUUGCCGUGGUGGGGAUGCAGCUCUUUGGAAAGAGCUACAAAGAGUGUGUCUGCAAGAUCAACCAGGACUGUGAACUCCCUCGCUGGCACAUGCAUGACUUUUUUCAUUCUUUCCUCAUUGUCUUUCGAGUGUUGUGCGGGGAGUGGAUCGAGACCAUGUGGGACUGCAUGGAGGUGGCCGGCCAGGCCAUGUGCCUCAUUGUCUUCAUGAUGGUCAUGGUUAUUGGCAACUUGGUGGUGCUGAACUUGUUUCUGGCCUUGCUCCUGAGCUCCUUCAGCGCCGACAACCUGGCGGCCACCGACGACGAUGGGGAGAUGAACAACCUGCAGAUCUCGGUCAUCCGGAUCAAGAAGGGUGUGGCUUGGACCAAACUCAAAGUGCACGCCUUCAUGCAGGCCCACUUCAAGCAGCGCGAGGCUGACGAAGUGAAGCCUCUGGACGAGCUGUACGAAAAGAAGGCCAACUGCAUCGCCAACCACACUGGCGCCGACAUCCACCGGAACGGCGACUUCCAGAAAAACGGCAACGGCACGACCAGCGGCAUCGGCAGCAGCGUGGAGAAGUACAUCAUCGAUGAGGACCACAUGUCCUUCAUCAACAACCCCAACCUGACCGUGAGAGUGCCCAUCGCCGUGGGCGAGUCGGAUUUUGAGAACCUCAACACGGAAGACGUCAGCAGCGAGUCGGAUCCUGAAGGCAGCAAAGAUAAACUGGAUGAUACCAGCUCCUCUGAAGGCAGCACCAUCGAUAUCAAGCCGGAAGUAGAAGAAGUCCCUGUGGAACAGCCCGAGGAAUACUUGGAUCCGGACGCCUGCUUCACAGAAGGUUGUGUCCAGAGAUUCAAGUGCUGCCAGGUCAACAUCGAGGAAGGGCUCGGCAAGUCCUGGUGGAUCCUGCGGAAGACCUGCUUCCUCAUCGUGGAGCACAAUUGGUUUGAGACCUUCAUCAUCUUCAUGAUUCUGCUCAGCAGCGGCGCCCUGGCCUUCGAGGACAUCUACAUCGAGCAGAGGAAGACCAUCCGCACCAUCCUGGAGUACGCGGACAAGGUCUUCACCUACAUCUUCAUCCUGGAGAUGCUGCUCAAGUGGACAGCCUAUGGCUUCGUCAAGUUCUUCACCAAUGCCUGGUGCUGGCUGGACUUCCUCAUCGUGGCUGUCUCCUUAGUCAGCCUUAUAGCUAAUGCCCUGGGCUACUCGGAACUAGGUGCCAUAAAGUCCCUUAGGACCCUAAGAGCUUUGAGACCCUUAAGAGCCUUAUCACGAUUUGAAGGGAUGAGGGUGGUGGUGAAUGCCUUGGUGGGCGCCAUCCCCUCCAUCAUGAAUGUGCUGCUGGUGUGUCUCAUCUUCUGGCUGAUUUUCAGCAUCAUGGGAGUGAACCUGUUUGCGGGAAAGUACCACUACUGCUUUAAUGAGUCUUCUGAGAUCCGAUUUGAAAUUGAAGAUGUCAACAAUAAAACUGAGUGUGAAAAGCUCAUGGAGGGGAACAAUACGGAAAUCAGAUGGAAGAACGUGAAGAUCAACUUUGACAACGUCGGGGCAGGAUAUCUGGCGCUUCUUCAGGUGGCAACCUUCAAAGGCUGGAUGGACAUCAUGUAUGCAGCUGUAGAUUCCCGAAAGCCCGAUGAGCAGCCUAAGUAUGAGGACAACAUCUACAUGUACAUCUACUUUGUCAUCUUCAUCAUCUUCGGCUCCUUCUUCACCCUGAACCUGUUCAUUGGUGUCAUCAUUGAUAACUUCAAUCAACAGAAGAAAAAGUUUGGAGGUCAGGACAUCUUCAUGACUGAAGAACAGAAGAAGUACUACAAUGCCAUGAAAAAGCUGGGCUCAAAGAAACCACAGAAACCCAUCCCCCGCCCCCUGAACAAAAUCCAAGGCAUCGUCUUUGAUUUCGUCACUCAGCAAGCCUUUGACAUCGUCAUCAUGAUGCUCAUCUGCCUGAACAUGGUGACGAUGAUGGUGGAGACCGACACGCAGAGCAAGCAGAUGGAGAACAUCCUCUACUGGAUCAACCUGGUCUUCGUCAUCUUCUUCACCUGUGAGUGUGUGCUCAAGAUGUUCGCCUUGAGGCACUACUACUUCACCAUCGGCUGGAACAUCUUCGACUUCGUGGUGGUCAUCCUCUCCAUCGUGGGCAUGUUCCUGGCUGAUAUAAUUGAGAAAUAUUUUGUUUCCCCAACCCUUUUCCGAGUCAUCCGAUUGGCCCGCAUUGGGCGCAUCUUGCGUCUGAUCAAAGGCGCCAAAGGGAUUCGUACCCUGCUCUUUGCCUUAAUGAUGUCCUUGCCGGCUCUGUUCAACAUCGGCCUCCUGCUCUUCCUGGUCAUGUUCAUCUUCUCCAUCUUUGGGAUGUCCAACUUCGCGUACGUGAAGCACGAGGCCGGCAUCGAUGACAUGUUCAACUUCGAGACGUUCGGCAACAGCAUGAUCUGCCUGUUCCAGAUCACCACCUCGGCUGGCUGGGACGGCCUGCUGCUGCCCAUCCUCAACCGGCCCCCCGACUGCAGCCUGGACAAGGAGCACCCGGGCAGUGGCUUUAAAGGCGACUGCGGGAACCCCUCCGUGGGCAUCUUCUUCUUCGUGAGCUACAUCAUCAUCUCCUUCCUGAUCGUGGUGAACAUGUACAUCGCCAUCAUCCUGGAGAACUUCAGCGUGGCCACGGAGGAGAGCGCGGACCCCCUGAGUGAGGACGACUUCGAGACCUUCUACGAGAUCUGGGAGAAGUUCGACCCCGACGCCACCCAGUUCAUCGAGUACUGUAAGCUGGCGGACUUUGCGGACGCCCUGGAGCAUCCCCUCCGCGUGCCCAAGCCCAACACCAUCGAGCUCAUCGCCAUGGAUCUGCCCAUGGUCAGCGGGGACCGCAUCCACUGCUUGGACAUCCUUUUUGCCUUCACCAAGCGCGUCCUGGGAGACAGCGGCGAGCUGGACAUCCUCCGGCAGCAGAUGGAGGAGAGGUUCGUGGCGUCCAAUCCUUCCAAAGUGUCUUACGAGCCCAUCACGACCACCCUGCGGCGCAAGCAGGAAGAGGUGUCGGCCGUGGUCCUGCAGCGCGCCUACCGGGGACAUUUAGCCCGGCGGGGCUUCAUUUGCAAAAAGACACCUUCCAAUAAGCUGGAGAACGGAGGCACGCACCGGGAGAAAAAGGAGAGCACCCCGUCCACCGCCUCCCUCCCAUCCUAUGACAGUGUAACUAAACCCGAGAAGGAGAAACAGCAGCGGGCGGAGGAGGGAAGAAGGGAAAGAGCCAAACGACAGAAAGAGGUCAGAGAAUCCAAGUGUUAGGGGAAAGCUAACUUCGACAGUGUGCAGAUGUCCAACGUGCAAGCGAAAGAUUGUUUACAAACUUCCUGAAUAUUAUCAAUGCAGAACAGCUGUGGAGACACUUUAACCCGAAGAUCUAUACCAAACGUAGUCUGCUUACCAUGUAACACGGUUGCAUCUUGAGCAGUGACCUGCCAAGGGCAAAGGACCCUCCUCCCUGGACUCAACAGAUUUUCUAAUGCUUGGGCAGGUGGUUACUGCAUGUUCCACAUCAGUCAAUGCAACUUUUAGGACAAAACUAACAGGAUACAAAAACAGAGGAGAGGCUGCCGGGACCAGUGUAUUUCCGUUGCAGCCAAAUGGAUUUUAUUUUUUCAUUUUGUUGAUUCUCAGAAGCAGAAAGCAUCUCUUUCAAAGUUUGUUUGUUCAUGCAAACUCUCUUUGCAUUCUUACAUUAGUUAAGCUAAGCGGCAAAAAGGAAAAAACACACACACUCACAUUUAGCCCGUGUCAUUUAACGGUCACUUUCUUUGGCAUAAACCGCAUCUUCUCCACAUGGGCUUCACGUGGUUUGGAGAUGGGUGGGGGAAAACAAAUCAGGUUUCUUCAGGCUGAGGAGGACUUGCUCAGGCCGAUUCCAAACAUUGUGCUCAUUCAAUGCGUAGAAAUGAUUUGCAUGAUGGCAUGCCGUGAUCAGAAGUCAUGCAUGAGAACCAUACACCACAGGACACUACCGAUCCUGUCCCCUGCCCUGGGUCAGCCUUUGGACAGGACCCAGCCCUGCACCAUUCACUGUAUUUGGAGAAAAAAAUGGUAAGCGUUCCAUACCCGCUGCAGUUCUUGACGAAUUCUUAGAGGUCUUUCAUACACCUUCUGGGUAGGGAAACACAACCAACCAGUCACCACCACCACCACCACCACCACCACCACCAAACAAACCCAGUCCAACAAGCAGAUGGAUCCGUUGUGUGUAUCUGUUUCACAGACAUCUCUAACAUACAGCCGUUGUUGCACAUCUUGAAAGAUGAACUGUUUAAUGCUGCUCUGUGUCCCAUCCACGGGGCAACUUUGAUCCCGAAUGGCUUGUAUUAACGUCACUGUAAAACCAAAUCCUAGGGCUAAAAAAAAACAAAACAAAAAGACAAAAAAAAAUGUUCAUUUGUAUCCUGCAAUAUUUAUGAUUUGUUGAGCCUUCAUACUGGAGAACUGACACUUUGGGGGGACAGAGAUAAAAGUGCUACUGUUCAGAGUAGCAUGUUAUCUCUAGAGGGUCAUUUGGGGGAAAGGGGUGCUCACUUCAUCAGUAGCGUGCCCGCGUUGUGGCUUUCUCCGGGCUUGGGUCCGUGUGGAGCAGGGUCCGGAGUCUGAGCAGACCGUCUUCCGCAGAGAGGUGGUGGCAAGCUCACACACAGCGUGAUUCAUGAAUGCCUCUUGCCUCCAUCACUUGUUUCCACCACGCAGGGCUUCCUUUACCCACAGAGCUGGGUAAGGGCAGCAGCCUCGGCGCCUCAGCUCUGGUUCUUUCGUGUCUUAUGAGAAUCAGUCGUCACUGGUGGGACCAGUCGAGACAGAGCGGCCUCUGAACCCAGCCCACCUGGUUUCUUUAUCGCACUGGUUCUCAUGGGAAAGCGAUUCAGUGUGAAUUCUUAAGAAGUCCCAGUGUCCCCCAGCGUAUUCCCUUUUGGCCAGUUUUGCUCUCUGCUUAGUGACCUGCCCAUUGUCAUUGGAGGGUGGCUUGGGGGGGAACGUCAUUGCUUCCAUUCCAUCUCCUGCUUCAGGGAAGACAGCUUUUAGUCCAGGGGUUUCUCGUCUGCUGACUAGAUUUCAGAGCUAAGAUGCUGCAGUUGAAUGUGUCAGGAAGUCUAUACAAAGAACAAGGAGAGACUUCAGCAUGCAGGCCCAAUCAAAACAAAUUCUUCCCCAGCCACACAGUAGAGGGGGGAAAGCCCAUAAUCAGACACACCAGUCUGCCUUGCAGUAGAAGCACUUUGGAUGUAAUUUCCCAGCCCACCUGACUAGUUUUGCGUAGAACAAACCACAGCAAGUCAGUGAGCAGAGCUUUCUACCUUGUUGGACCACGAGAAACUGUCCAGCUCUCAUAAGCCUGCUUCUGCAGCACCAUCCGUAGAACCUUUUGUACUCCACCCAAUAGCAGGUUGGGAAGGCGUUUUUCCAUCGGCGACCCCGCUAACUGCUAGGAUGAAUGUAUAGUAACAUGUACAGGCUACAUCGUAAACAGCACAAAACAGCUGACAUGUGUGGUUAUUCUUUUUAAGAGAAUUAUAAAUACUGUAAUAUAUCAUUUUAUUUUAUUAGCAUGCCUUUUUGUAAAUACAAAUUAUUAACUUAUUAAAUAGGAAAUGGCUUCUGGCUUAUGCCAUUGUCAUGUUUAUUUUUAUUUUUUAUACUUUCCUUUCUUCUUAGAACUUAGACGCUGUCAGCCAAUGUACAUCCCCAAACCAGACAGACAGACAAAAAAUUUUUUAUUGCUAAUGGUCUUUUCCAAAACGACAACAAAAAUAUAUUUUUGUUCCAAUGUGCAAUAAAUUCUAACCACUUCUAUGCAAGAUUUGGCUAAACUUCAUAAUUGUUCUUGUUCUUAGGUCUUGAGAUGGGCAACAGAGCUAUGAGAUUCCCGCUCCGUACUCCAAGCGCUCGCGCUAGUGAUUGUCAUUAAGCUCCUAGAGCCGAGUCAUGAGAUUUUUCUGAGACCUGACCUCUUUCCUCCCCAGACCCUGCUCCCGGCCCAGCAGGCUAGCUCCUCCGUAACUCGUAACUCACACACCGGCCUUGGUAUCUGACACCCAUCAGCCAGCUUCACAGGGAAGAAGCCACCUCCACUCUCUUUGAAGUUGCUUUUUUCUUUUUCUUAACUUUUCCCACCUUCUUUUCCCUCACCCAGCGCCCCUUCACACACCGGCCCACUGACUUGCUCGCUCGCUCACUCACUCGCCCUGCUCCACACUUCGUUGGUAGUCAGUGACACCAUCACCAGCAGUUUACACCCGCAGUUAACAGGCACUGAACGGAGUCAAUGAUGACGUUUUUGUGCGUCUUCACUGAGGGGGGAAGUGGCAGCGCUUUGCCAAAUAUUAACGAAGCCAAUCAAAAAGCAGCAGCAGCCACAGUAUCACUGCACAUAUAUAUAUAUAGAUAUAUAAAUACAAUAUAAAUAUUUAUUUUUUGUAGCCGGGUCCUUGGUGCAGUAUUUAUACUCCACAAUCCACCUUUAAAAAAAGGACAAAAAGCAAAAAGACACGUGUGAUGCUGUUAAUUUAAAACGCAGAGCCAAAGCCACUGAGCAGCAGCUGACGCAGUUGCUGGUUUGUGUGUGAAAACACUUUCCCCUCUUCUUUCCUGAACCUCCGCGUUAGGAGGAGACUCCACAAUUUAAACCCGAGGGCGAGAGCAGCAAAACCUCCCCAAGGCAGCGGGACCUACUCCCCUCCUCUCCAGGUGAGCCGCUCUGGGCAUCAGAAGUUGACUGAGGGGGAGAUAAACAGAAACCCCCAGGCAAAGCCCCUGAAACAGAGUUCUUUUAUUUUUCAUCGCAACCAAUGUCAGCUUGUACAAGCCCAGUAGUGAAGACGGGUGUCUUAGUGACUGCAUGGCGGCCAGCACUGCUCUAGACGAGGCGUGAUGCGAGUCCGUCACUGCUAUAAGCCAAAAGGAAACAAAAUAAAAACCACCCGUUUUACCGUGCAAGGGAAGCCGGUCUUGGUGUGCGUUUGUUGCUUGACUCUCCCGAUUUUCGAUUCCUGGGCGGGGUCUGAAAACUGGGACCUUAGCACAGGUGGAGAAAGGAGGGGGAACGAAGGGAGAGAACGCAGAGGGUUUCUCCAAAAGUUCUGGCUAAGGAAUAGCGAUUGGAGAGAAAAGCAAGGUCCGGGCCUCCCCCCCCCAGGUCCCCGCUUCUUUCCCCCCCCCCCGCCGCAUGCGGCACCCCUCCUCCUGCCGGCCCCCAGGAAAGCCCUUCUGCGCUGGUCCCCCUGGCAGCGCCCCCAGAGAGGAUGGCAGCCAGCCCAGCUGGGCUGGCCUCACUUCUGCCUUUUUCACCAGUGUGUUAAGAAAACCAUUCCAAUGCCCCACAGCCUCCACGCUGCAAGCUAUUGCUGGGCCCUGCCCUCCAUCACCCCGACCACGAGCCAGCAGACUAGGGCUGGUCUCCCUCACGUUCGUGCAGGGAAGGGGGGCGCCCCUCCCUCCCCUUGCCCCGCUUUGGGGACAUCCCUCUCUAGGCCACGUCUCCCGGUCCAGGAACACUCAGGAGGAUUUUGAAGUGCCCACUCUUGUCCGCUCCAGUAGCUCCACUCUGGAGACAGAUGGCGGGUAGGUCAGUCCCCAUCCUCCUCCCCUCGGCCCCCAGCCUCCAGGCCUGCUGUGGAGGUGAGAUUGCCAUGGGUUAUGACUUUGUGACUUGAGUCCUGGGCAUCUUCUGUAAAGAUGCCUCUUUCUUUUCUCAGAUGUUGCCCAAAGUUUUGCAAAAAGCUUCGUUCAUUUUCAGGUACCCCCACCCCCUAAAGAAUCGGCUGCAACGAGCCAGCCAGGGGGACAUCAGGAGAGGAGAGGAAGUCUGCGUCCGGAGGGGCCCAAGGUUUGCACAGUCUGUGUUGGGGCUCAGCUUUGUGCUUUCUUGGAUUCUCCUUCCAAGAGUAGCAAGAUUUCCUCCAUUAAAACACUCCUGAGGCGCCCCCUGCCCCUGCCCCCACUGCUGUUUGCUGUACAUAGAGGCUGAGUGGGGUGGGGUGGGCGGGUGUGCACGUGUGGUGUGUGUGUGUGUGGAGAAUGUAUAUAGGUAAAGGGGAGCGCGGUCCAGUGGUUCCAGAAGAGGGACAGAACUCCUUUGUUCCAUCCCCGGCUCGACCACUGACUCGCUGUGUGGCCUUGGGCAAGUCACUUAACCUCUCUGUGCCUCAGUUUCCCCAUCUGUAAAAUGGGGAUAAUAAUACUGACCUACCUCACAGGGGUGUUGUGAGGCUUUAACUACAUGUUUUGUAAAGUGUUUUUGAGAUACAGAGGCCAAGGCACUAGGGAAGGGCAAAGUACUAUUUGGACUUUCGGAAGAUGAAAUGGUACCAUAAAUGCUGCUAUUCUGAGAGCCAUUUUAAACUGCACUGCUCCAACCACCCCCGCUUCUCAUCACCAGGACAGCAGGUCGAGAAAAUGUCUUUCCUUUCACUUGCUUCUGGGGUUUGUGAUUAUUCUAGACACUUAAUUUCUUUCCCUUGCUGUAUCUCCUUUCCUCACCCCCCUCGACUUGUUCCCUGUUCCGUUUAUGCGGAAAUGGCAGAAAUGCUUGAGAAAUGAGAAUGUAUAAGUGGAUUGGAAGUUUAUAGUCUGAAAUUUCAAUUUUACUUUGUACUGUACAUCUUUUUACUUUAGAAUUUGCAAUAAAGGGUUACGUCAA
Molecule: messenger RNA, 11526 nt
Organism: Sus scrofa (pig)
Lineage: Eukaryota; Metazoa; Chordata; Mammalia; Artiodactyla; Suidae
Source: RefSeq, a predicted model, not a curated record